Messenger RNA from Peronospora matthiolae, 378 nucleotides. The record is from the annotation of a GenBank genome assembly. NCBI's taxonomy places the organism in Eukaryota, Oomycota, Peronosporomycetes, Peronosporales, Peronosporaceae.
AUGCCUCCUGGAAAGAACCCGUCGUACACCAAGCUGGACAAUGAGCCGAAGGAUCAGGACGACGACGACGACGUGGCCGACCACCGACGUGCACAGGAAGUGGAGCGCCAGAAACAGGACGAGAAUCUAGACGAGCUGCACUUGGCUGUGAGGCGACUGGGAGAUAUGAGUCUUAAUAUCAGUACAGAGCUGGAUACACAGAACAAAAUGCUGGAUGAUUUGAGUGAUGACACGGACCGAGCCAAGCAGACGCUGGCGAUCGUGUCGAAACAGACACAGGAACUCGUCAAACAAUCGGGCGGCGUCAAAACUUUUGUCAUUAUUGUUGUGCUGGUGCUUAUCUUGCUCCUCCUGACGUACAUGGUGAUCAUGACAUAA